AUGAAGAACAUUAGAUCGUGUGAAGAGAUCGGCAUUCUGCAACACGAUUUGGAUGAGUUACAAAAAUCAGAUAUGCAUGCAGAUGAUUACAAAAACACAUCAGCUAUACUUAGAACAAGACUCGAAAGACUGUUGAAGGAAAGAGAGUUAAGAAAAUCUUCCAGGAGUACUCAAACUGAUGAUUUUCAUGGAAAUGAUAAUAGUAGUAAUAAUAAUAACAAUAAUAAUACGAUUGGGAAUCGCAAAAUAUUUUCAACAGGGACCCAUCCUGAUGAAGAAUUACGAAUUCGCCCUCCAACAAACAGUCAACGUUUAUUAGUAGUAGCAAAUCGUCUACCUGUUUCUGCCACUAGAAAGGGUGAUGCAUCAUGGCAACUUGAAAUGAGUGUUGGGGGUUUAGUCAGUGCACUUUUAGGUAUAACUGAAUUUGAAACAAGAUGGAUCGGAUGGGCUGGAGUAAAUGUAACUGAUGAAAUCGGGAAGAAAUCAUUGACCAAAGCUUUAGCUGACAAGAGGUGUGUCCCGGUUUUUCUUGAUGAAGAUCUUGUUAAUCUGUAUUACAAUGGAUAUUGUAAUAAUAUCUUAUGGCCUCUCUUCCAUUACCUUGGUCUCCCACAAGAGGAUCGCCUUGCUACUACUCGUAGUUUUCAAUCUCAAUUUGAUGCUUACAAGAAAGCUAAUCAGUUGUUUGCUGAUGUGGUGAGUGAGCAUUAUAUAGAAGGGGAUGUCAUUUGGUGUCAUGAUUACCAUUUGAUGUUUCUACCUAAAUAUUUGAAAGAACGUAAUAAUAAGAUGAAAGUUGGUUGGUUUCUACACACACCGUUUCCUUCCUCCGAGAUUCAGAGAACACUGCCUUCCCGAUCUGAGCUGCUACGAGCCGUUCUUGUAGCCGAUCUUGUUGGCUUCCACACCUAUGAUUAUGCAAGGCACUUUGUGAGUGCAUGUACUCGAAUUCUUGGGCUUGAGGGUACUCCUGAUGGAGUGGAGGAUCAAGGGAAACUUACUCGUGUUGCUGCGUUUCCUAUUGGGAUAGAUCCUAGUAGGUUUAUACGAGCAAUUCAACUUCCUCAAAUCAAAGAACAUAUAAAAGAAUUGGAGGAGAGAUUUGCUGGUCGAAAGGUAAUGUUAGGAGUCGAUCGCCUUGACAUGAUUAAGGGAAUUCCACAAAAGAUUUUGGCAUUUGAAAAAUUCUUGGAAGAAAAUCCGGAUUGGCAUGACAAAGUAGUGUUGCUUCAGAUUGCAGUGCCAACAAGAACAGAUGUUCCCGAGUAUCAAAAGCUCACAUGUCAAGUUCAUGAAAUUGUUGGAAGAAUUAAUGGAAGAUUUGGGAGCCUUACAACUGUCCCGAUUCAUCAUUUGGAUCGCUCUCUUGACUUUCAUGAAUUAUGUGCACUAUACGCCAUUACAGAUGUGGCUCUUAUUACAUCAUUAAGGGAUGGAAUGAAUCUUGUGAGCUAUGAAUUUGUAGCUUGUCAAGCUUCAAAGAAAGGCGUUCUAAUCUUAAGUGAGUUUGCAGGAGCAGCACAAUCUCUGGGUGCAGGGGCAAUUUUGGUAAAUCCAUGGAACAUUACAGAAGUGGCUUCUUCAAUUGGUUAUGCUCUAAAUAUGCCUGCUGAGGAGAGGGAAAAAAGACACCACCAUAACUUUGUGCAUGUCACUAGUCAUACAUCCCAAGAAUGGGCUGAAACAUUUGUUAGUGAAUUGAAUGAUACGAUUGUGGAAGCUCAAUUGAGGAUUAGACAGAUUCCACCUCUACUUGAAACAAAUGAAGCAGUUGAACGAUAUUUGGAUUCAAGCAACCGUUUACUCAUUUUGGGGUUUAAUUCAACACUGACCGAACCCGUGGAUACGGGUAGACGAUUCGAUCAAUUCAAAGAGAUGGAACCGAGACUACACCCUGAAGCAAAAGAAGCUUUAAAGAGACUUUGUGAUGAUCCAAAGACUACAAUAGUCAUCCUAAGUGGAAGCCACCAUUCAGUCCUUGAUAAGAACUUUGGAGAAUUAAACAUAUGGUUGGCUGCAGAACAUGGAGUGUUUUUAAGAACACCCAAUAAAAAAUGGACAAGAAACAUGCCCCAAGUACACAUGGAUUGGGUUGAUAGUGUCAAGCACGUGUUUGAGUAUUUCACCGAGAGAACUCCUCGAUCUCAGUUUGAGCUUCGUGAGACAUCAUUGGUUUGGAAUUAUAAGUAUGCAGAUAUCGAGUUUGGAAGGCUUCAAGCUAAAGACAUGUUGCAGCACCUUUGUACAGGACCCAUAUCAAAUGCAUCCGUAGAAGUUGUUCAAGGUGGCAGGUCCGUUGAGGUUCGCACAACUGGAGUCACCAAGGGUGCAGGAAUUAAACGUAUUUUAGGACAAGUCAUACAUUAUAAAGACACAAGGGAACCAAUCGACUAUGUUCUAUGUGUGGGACAUUUCCUCCCCAAGGAUGAAGAUCUUUACACAUUUUUUGAGCCGGAGCCACCUACUCCGGUGAGGUCAAGCUUAUCGACCCCGGUCAACAGAUCAUCUUCGGAUCGAAACGGGUCCACAGGACAUAAAAAAUCUCAUCCGUUUCCUCCUUCCAACAGCAAUCAUAUUAGCAAUGGGGACAAAAAAGAUGCCACACCAUCCAUUCUUGAUCUCAAUAGUAAUAAUUACUUCUCUUGUUCCGUCAAAAGAAAGCUAUCGAGUGCUAGGUAUCUCUUAAGUUCAUCAGCCGAUGUUGUCUCGCUGUUGAAACAAAUGGCAGAUGUUUUAUAG
Molecule: messenger RNA, 2742 nt
Organism: Lactuca virosa
Lineage: Eukaryota; Viridiplantae; Streptophyta; Magnoliopsida; Asterales; Asteraceae
Source: the annotation of a GenBank genome assembly